Messenger RNA from Pecten maximus, 417 nucleotides. RefSeq lists its product as uncharacterized. The transcript has 2 exons. NCBI's taxonomy places the organism in Eukaryota, Metazoa, Mollusca, Bivalvia, Pectinida, Pectinidae. The record is from RefSeq and is a predicted model, not a curated record. Bases 56 to 400 code for a protein of 114 amino acids.
UUUCAGAUACCAGAGAAUAUACAGAAACUGUAUUUCAAACUGUUAUCAUACAAAAAUGAGAGGAAUGCUUGACAAGUAUAGGGACAGGAGCGUAUGUGUUGCUAUUGACGUCAGAUAUGAUACGCCAGGUUUUUCUGCCAAUAAAGCAACUGCCAUAUUCAUGGAGUACAUAAGCGGGGAUAUAAUCCAUAUGGAAAUAGGGGAUUCAAGGGAAGUUGGCAGAAAUUCCAACAAACUGGAAUCUUUCAUCAUUUCCAGAGGAAUGGCCUAUCUCCAGACGAAUGGUUUGAAUGUGGUAGAGGUGGUGACCGAUGCUAGUAGAGCGAUUAUAUCUUUAUUUGGUAAGUCAUGCAUGCACACAAUAAUACACGAUUUUGUUUACAAAAACAAGCAUGUUUGAUGUUGUAAGAGUUAUUG